AUGGAUCGGAAACGGACGCUCUCGGGAGAGAAGCAAUACCCGUGCGACGUGUGCGACAAAUCGUUCAGCCACAAUAGCCAUCGGACGGUCCACAGACGAACGCAUACGGGAGAGAAGCCGUACACUUGCGACGUGUGCGGCAAAUCGUUCAGCCACAAUAGCCCGCUGACGGUUCACAGGCGGACGCACACGGGAGAGAAGCCGUACCCGUGUGACGUGUGCGACAAAUCGUUCGCCAGCCACCAUAAUAUGAUGGUCCACAGACGAACGCACACGGGAGAGAAACCAUACCCGUGCGACGUGUGCGAAAAAUCGUUCACUAACGGCUAUAGCCUGACGGUUCACCGACGGACACACACGGGAGAGAAACCCUACCCGUGUGACACGUGCGACAAAUCGUUCACCAGCGGCAAUAGUCUGACGGUCCACAGACGAACGCAUACGGGAGAGAAGCCAUACCUGUGCGCCGUGUGCGACAAAUCGUUCCGCCAAAAUGGCCACCUAAUAGGUCACAAGAGGGUGCACGCUAGAGAGGAGCCACACUGA
Messenger RNA from Myzus persicae (green peach aphid), 546 nucleotides. Its product is annotated as zinc finger protein 2-like. Bases 1 to 546 code for a protein of 181 amino acids. Gene Ontology annotation, cellular component: nucleus. The record is from RefSeq and is a predicted model, not a curated record. The transcript has a single exon. NCBI's taxonomy places the organism in Eukaryota, Metazoa, Arthropoda, Insecta, Hemiptera, Aphididae. Gene Ontology annotation, molecular function: RNA polymerase II transcription regulatory region sequence-specific DNA binding; DNA-binding transcription factor activity, RNA polymerase II-specific. Gene Ontology annotation, biological process: regulation of transcription by RNA polymerase II.